AUGCCUCCGCCGCGCCGGACCGUCACGAGCGCGCCGUCCGCGCCCGAGCUUGGCGCCUCCUGUUUGACCGGUGCCAUCGUGAUUGCAGUCACGAACCCGCUCGACUCUGUCAAGCAGCGGUGGCAGAUCCGGCAGUGCAACAGCGCCGCUCUCGGAUCCUUCACGCUGGACAUCGUACGGUCCGAGGGCGUCUGGAGCGGGCUGUGGAAGCCCGGCCUCGCCACCAACAUGCUCGCUUGCAGCAUCUCGGUCGGCACGCGGCUCGGCCUCUACCCAUCGCUGCGCGACGCGCUCAGCCCUGACGGGUCCUCGGGCGGCAGCCGGUUCGCCUCUGGCCUGCUCGGCGGCGCGCUCGGCUACAUCGCCUCUGCGCCUCUCUUUGCCGCCUCUCGCGUCGCUCAGGCCGAGGCGGGCUUGCUCGCUGCCGACGGCGCCUCCUACCUCACGGGCGCGAGGCGAGGGCUCCCUCCGACGGUCGACAGCUUGAGCGGGCUGCCGACGCUGCGGCAGAUGGCGGCGGAGCGCGGCGUGCUCUCGCUCUGGCGCGGCGCCGACGUCCUCGUGGCGCGAGGGGCGCUGCUCUCCGCGACCCAGCUCGCCACGUACGACGCGGCCAAGCGGCGGCUCUGCGCCGCCGGCCUCGCCGACGGCAGCCGCGGCCCCGCGGUGCACUCGGCGGCGUCGCUCGCGGCGAGCCUCGCCCUCACCACCGCCAUCUGCCCCUUUGACGUCACCUACACCGCCUUCACCGCCGGGCCGACGAUCGGCAGGCCGCACGCGAGCCCCGCGGCGGCGGCGAGGGCGCUGCUGCGCGAGGGCGGCCCGGUCGUCUUUCUGCGCGGCUGGCUGCCCCUGUGGGCGCGUUUCCUCCCCUCCAGCGUCCUCACCUUCCACAUCUACGAGCAGACGAGGAGGGCGCUGCUCGGGAGCUACUUGCAGUGA
Molecule: messenger RNA, 942 nt
Organism: Emiliania huxleyi CCMP1516
Lineage: Eukaryota; Haptophyta; Isochrysidales; Noelaerhabdaceae
Product: mitochondrial substrate carrier family protein
Exons: 2
Coding region: 1-942 (313 amino acids)
Source: RefSeq, a predicted model, not a curated record